Molecule: messenger RNA, 2553 nt
Organism: Andrographis paniculata
Lineage: Eukaryota; Viridiplantae; Streptophyta; Magnoliopsida; Lamiales; Acanthaceae
Product: SWR1-complex protein 4
Exons: 17
Coding region: 815-2188 (457 amino acids)
Biological process (GO): DNA repair; chromatin remodeling; negative regulation of transcription by RNA polymerase II
Cellular component (GO): Swr1 complex; NuA4 histone acetyltransferase complex; nucleus
Molecular function (GO): transcription corepressor activity
Source: RefSeq, a predicted model, not a curated record
AGGGUAGGUAUGUAGAGGAGGUUAUUAUUCGGGGCUUGUGUGUCCUGGGUGCAAAUUCAAUAUCCACUAUAAUAUCCACUGUCUGUCGUCGUCGUAGCAGCAGCAGCGGCAGUACCAAGUGGCAAUCAGUUGGUGGAAAGUUAUUAGUACAACGAUUGGAUUGGAUUGGGUUCAACAUCUCUCUUUCUCUCAAUCUAUGCCAUAAUAAUACAACCCGACUGAAUUACCAACAACCGACAAGGGGGGGAGAGAUAAAGAUAGAGAUAGAGUCAGUCAGUCAUAUGGGAGUUGGAAUUGAAGAAAUUAUACACUGCAGUUCCUGGCUGGCUGGCUCUAUGAAUGGCAGUCCAGUCCAGUCCAGACCCACCCGCAAACCCAAUGUGAGGAGGUUGGCCCAAAUUCUGUGCGACCGGGCCCCAUGUGGACGUGGAUACACUCAUAAAAUAAUUACACUAGUAAAAUUAAAUUAAGCGGGCUCCUUUAUUUAUUACGGUUUUGGUUUGUAUUCCUCACUUUCGAUUUCGGUUUUUAUUUUGACGGUCCGGUUCACUUAUUAUGUGCCCGUCGGCCGUCGCGUUUCCUCCUCCUCCUCCUCCUCCUCCCGACGAAUCUCACCUCCCUUCUAAACCCUAAUCCGCGCCUGCGUGUAUACAAUACCAUACAAUUACAACAAUACGAUACAUUCCCAAGUUCCGUCCGGUAGGCAGGACCUCUUCUCUUCUUCUUCUUCUUCUUCUUCUUCUUCUUCUUCUUCACGGCGGAGAACUUUUUAUUCAUAGCAAACUUGUACGCCGCGACCUGAAAUAUCUUUCUGAUGGACGCCAAGGACAUAUUGGGAUUGCCCAAGAAUGCCCUGCCCUUGCCCCGCUCCAAGCCUCCCAAAGAAUCUCAGAGGAAACCCGAUGGCAUUUCUCGCGAGGUUUACGCCCUCACUGGGGGGUUGGCACCUUUGAUACCGGCCAUCGAAUCCAAUCAUUUGAAACAACGAAAAGCGCAAUCGCAAUCGGAGAACGAGAAGAUUACCUGGCAAUGGCUUCCCUUUACAAAUUCUGCGAGGAAAGAUAACCUGCAGCUUUACCAUUGGGUUCGGGUUGUGAACGGGGUUCCACCCACUGGUGAUUAUUCAUUUGCUAAAUACAACAAAUCUGUGGACGUGAUUAAGUACACGGAUGAAGAGUACGAAAAGUACUUAACAGAUCCUGCAUGGACCAAGCAAGAGACAGAUCAGUUGUUUGAUUUGUGUCACCAGUUUGAUCUCCGGUUUAUUAUCAUAGCUGAUAGGUUUCCAUCUUCAAGAACUGUUGAGGAGAUUAAGGAUCGUUAUUAUAGUGUAUGCCGAAGUAUCUUGAUUGCUCGAGCUCCAUCUCAUGCGGAUGUUGCUAGCAAUCCACUUGUUAAGGAUCCAUACAAUGCCUCCCAAGAAAUGGAAAGGAAGCGGGCAUUGAACCUACUUCUCUCCCAAACCAAGCAGCAAGAGCGGAGAGAUAUUGAGGUUCUUGCUCAAGCCAAGAGAAUAUCUGAGGCCCGGAAAUCUAUAAAGGGUUCUGCAGUGGUGGAGAGACCAGCUGUAUCAGAUGCUGUUUCACUUGGUCCUGAUAAAGUUGUCACUGAUGAUACUGUCACUCCUAUUAAUCCAGAUGUUCCCUCUUCUGCCAUCACUAACCCAGCAUCAGAAAUUGCUUCAGUCUUGUCAUCUUUACGCAUGCUAGGUGUGUACCUACGAACGUAUGCACUCGAGCAAAUGGUGCAAGCGGCAAGUUCUUCAGCUGGACUCCGGACUAUCAAACGGGUUGAGCAGACAUUACAGGAUCUUGGGGUGAACUUAAAACCAAAGGUUCCCACGAAGGCUGUCUGUGCAGAGCAUCUUGAAUUAAGAAAAGAGAUUCUGACUCUGCUGAGUCUUCAGAAACAGUUGCAAUAUAAGGAGGCAGAGGGUUCAUCCAUUCGUGAUGCUUCAUUUGCGGAAACACCUGGAACACCCCCUAAGCAGGCACUACGAGCUGCUGAUCUUGACCGAACAUUUACUCCUGAUUCAUCAAGCAUAGGAGGGGAUAGAUUGGGCAAAAGAGAGCAAAAGCGCAAGAGGGGUGGGUGUGGUUUGAUUUUAAAGGGGCCAGGAAGAUUAUCUGAGGCUCCGUCGUCACCUGCUCAAUCCAAAAGACCCCGGAAAUUCAAGGCUUCGGAUUAGCUGUGCCCAGCAGGAAGAGUGACCUGAAUUUUGCCAGCCAAGCCAAAGCCAAAGCCAAAGCCAAAACCAAGCCAGUGUCAUCAUGGUGUACUUGAUACCAAGAAGCUGAAUCUUGUGGAAGAGAAGGAAUGCAAUGCGUUAGCAGCCUGCUCUACUAAUAAAUUGCUUUUGCGCUCUGUGUAUGUGUAUAUGUAUACUCUGAGAGAGAGAGAGAGAGAGAAUCAACUGACUGCUGACUGGCAUGGCAUCUUUUACCAACCUGCAUCGCUCUCUGCUCUGUAACACAACCGUUUGUGGGUGCUCUUCAUCCCUAUUCCUUUUUCCUUUGGCCGUUGCUCCAAUCUAUACAUAAAUCUAUCUGUCUA